CUAGAAUUUUCUAAUAAAAAUCAAAUUACAAAAAACAUGAAUAUUUUUUCCCCCAAUCCGUUGAUUGGGCCGAGUUUUUCUGGCUCCCGUCGUCUUGAGUUCAGGGGUGAGGCGGCUUCUUGGAAUUGUGGAAAAUACCUUCAGAACACGCAUAACUAAUUACGCAUAGUUCCCCUUUUUCUUGUUGUCAUCUGGUUUGGCUUAUUUGAUUUAUACACAGGAUUGAGGGAUACUUACAAGGCGUUCGAAAAGAAAUCAAGAAAGAAACAUAUUUUUUUGGGGACACAUGUACAGAAAAGUUGGGUUGUAUAAUUAUCAUAGGCGCCGCACUAGACUGUAUGGAAUGACUUCUGAUCAGAAAAUCAUGGGAUAUGGCGAGAUCCGACAACCACAAAUCCACAGAACAGGAAAGGAAAACCCCUGUGUGGCGCUUCCACGAAACUACUCGUAUAUAUUUUUAAGCCAUGAAUAUGCCAUGAAAAAUAUUAAUUGGACAGUAGCUGCAGCAGCGAGCCCAGCUGCCGGCGAACCUUAUCAUCCAAUUAGUAACCACGAAAAUAAGGAUCGAAGAGGACAAAGGAAGCUGACUAGGAGUAAGACAUCAGCAGCGGCGGCAGACGCGCAGCUGCAAAACGGAGAUAAUAAAAAUGAUGUCAAGUCGAGUUCAAAAGAUGCUAGCGCGUCAACCAUAAAACUAGCCGAAAAUGACAACAAGAUAAAACGAGCGGGACCGCCCCUGGCGAAGCCAUCGAUGACCUCCGGGCAUGGGCCUCUAAUUUGUGUAACUUGCCUACCCAACGGGCAGUCCAGAAUUGAGAUGGAAACAAAAGAGCAUUCCAUAUAUUUGCCAUGACAUUUGAGAUUUUGCAGUCGAUGAUUUUCAAUGCUGGACAUUGUCUCAACAAUUCUAAGGACUUCUCCUAUUCUCUCAGUUUCUAUCUCUGGAAAAAAGCAAUAGAAAAUGCACAAAAUGGAUUCGAAAAUGUGCCUUAAUCAUGACACUUUGUUCUCCUGCUUUGUCUAUUUUCUUUAUUGCCAGAGAUUUUUCUUUUGAUACAAUAUAAUGUAAUGUAGGGUAAACUAUGUUUUUACAGUUCGUAAUAUAAGUUUUGUUAAUAUUA
Messenger RNA from Drosophila obscura, 1121 nucleotides. RefSeq lists its product as uncharacterized. The transcript is spliced from 3 exons. Lineage: Eukaryota; Metazoa; Arthropoda; Insecta; Diptera; Drosophilidae. Bases 287 to 853 code for a protein of 188 amino acids. The record is from RefSeq and is a predicted model, not a curated record.